AUCCCACAUUGGCAAAGCAACCGUUGCUCAGCUCGGUGUGUGUAGUGGGCGGUUUGUAUGACACAGUCGUGGAAUGGUUUAUAAAACGGCUCGCAACAUGCCGCGCGUAUAAUUCCUUAAUCAGCGAUUCUACUACAAUACCGCCUUGAAGAACAAACAUCGCAAAGUGCUCUGGAAAUACCUGGUUUGUAUACAACAGUGGCUUUGUGUCUACAACGGCAGUGAACGUUGCAUCUGAGCGAUAUUUCGCAUGUAACACUACACUUAAAACCAUGUUUGACCGUGGAAUCUUUUUUCGCUGUUAUUGCUUUCUACAACAGUAAUGCUGCUAUAGGCGGACUUCAGUUUUAUCUUUUAAAUUUCCACGUUCUGAAAUGUGUGGUGGAUGUACAUUUUAGAUUGUUCUGUGCCGUUUGAUGGACUCCGUAAGGAUUGGAUGAUUGUGUGUGUAUACAGUCCUGACUCAAACAUCAUUCAACAAGCCGGUCUUGUCCCCAAGUGCAAAUAUUAAAGACUCUUGCCCUAGAACUCCGGAAAGCCACAGUAGUGCUGUUUUUUAUCUGUGGAAGUGAUGAAGACAGCUGUUUUAGCUUAUGGAAACGUCUUUAUCUAUCAUUCUUCUCUAAGAUUCAGGAAGUAGUGCAGCAACAACUCGGUCAUCCAAACAUCUGGCAGCAGAAGUUCCUAUAAAAAAAAACAGUUUGUGCGUAGUGUUUUGGGUUUAGUUAAAGGGACACUUGAUUCGGAUAAUAUUGAGCAACUCUUCAGGAAAAAAGUGCACAAGUAAAAUUUAUAAUGUAGCGUCACGUACGACUCCUGGUUACCUUUUCCACCCUGAAAGGGGAACAUUGUUACUUUUGCUGAGGCCUCAAUGGAAUUUGUGCGAGGGAACUGGAUGUACACUUUUCGUGGGAAGAUUUUGAUAACUCAGGAACAUCGAAGAAAGUGUCAGUGUUGGAUGUCAUCUUGUUCCGUGUAUCGAUCUAGUCUCCAACUAUCGCGCGCCCUUUGUGUGCUUUUAAAAUUAGGACCGGGUGAUAUUAUUGUAUGUUGCACGUUCGUUUGGCGUUUCUGUGCAAAGCUACGGAUACUAUAAUUCGGAAACUCAGUAUUAAGCAAACACUUCCGGGGGCUAGAUUCACCUAUCGCCGGAGUAAGAAGCUUUUCUUGAAACACUUUUGGCUCGAGGGGGUGAACAACAUAUUGCUGUACUUUUAAAGUGUUUUGGAUUUGAAAAGCCGCUACGAUGGAUAGGUCUGUGUGUCUCAAAACAAUAACUUUUACUGUCGUCUUGUUUACAGCUAUGGUCGUGAUGCGGUCAGGCUGGGGUGCGGCUGAGGGGGGCGAGGCCCGCAGUGCUACCCUGAAAUGCUACACCUGCGCAGCAAACGACUUCGAGGAGGAUUUCGAAGACAAGUUGUCCAACUGUGAGAACGGGAAGACGAGUAGGACAGUGGAAUGCCCGUACGAGAUACACAGGGCCAGGGAUGAAAUAGGAGAGGAUUGGAACGACUUCAUAAUGUAUCCGAGCUGCACGGUGGUGAAACAGAAAGCUGCUGGCGCUGUCACGAGCUACACGAGGGGAUGUAAACUGUUCACCAACUGCACGGAGGUCAAGGAAUGCGAAGAAUCCGAUGACAAUUCUGGAGUUUGUAGGUCUUGCUGCGACACGGAUUUAUGUAACUCGGCCCCGUCAUAUUUAAUACGCAGUGUGCAUUGGCUCUGGACACUAGCCACCAUCUUGAUUGCUAUGGUAACGAGUAGUUGAGGACAUCUUGACGAGGGGAUUUGUUUGCCGACUUAAUUAGGAUAAUAUGGACGAGUGAUUAUAGUCCACCUAAAGUUGGAACGAUGGCAGGAAUUCAAGUUUGAGAUCUCCAACCUUUUUUUUUACGUGGCACACACAGACAGUAUCUGACUGUUCUGUCUGUAACGAUUGCAUUGAAGUGUUAUAGCAGAGAGUCGAACGUCGCCCAAGAGAGAUAUUUUCAUCUGCGAUAUGAAACUAUUUUAUCGAACUGCUGAUUGACUUUCCACAGUACACAGGGUCACGACCUGACUCCGUGUUUGUGAAAGAAAGGCGGAUUGAAAAUGUAUAGGAAAGAGAUAAUGUAGGAAAGCGAUGAAACUAGUGACUGCAAUACGGUCAGCAAUCAACUUAAUUUCCGUCCCUAUGAAUAAAAACUGGUGAAAGAAUACCUCAUCAGGAUAGUUAAAGCAGCUUUCACGUUUCACUGUGUACUAGGAGUAAAUUAAUAGAACGUAACUGCACAUUGUGAUACGUAACUACAGACGUACCGUAAAACGUGAAACACUUGUAAGGUAAAACGUAAACAAACACGUCCCCUGAAACGUAACUGCAGUUCUAACGUAACCUGCAGGCAGUUUACCUAACAAAGUUGAAUUUGAUGACGUGAUGGGAGGCACCGUGACUUCAAUUGUUUGGUAUUGUCCAAAAUUGGUCAAAACUACAAACUAAGGUCAUGGCCACUUCAGGUCACUGCACAAAUGAUGUGGUCAGACAACAUACCAUCUAUGAACGAACUGGGUACAUAGGAAGAUAAAGUUUCCUUUGGUGUCAUUGCAUUGUGCUCGGAGUUAAUUGAUUUGUUGAUGCACGCUGGAAUUGACAAAUUCUUAGCAUUGUAUGCACCACCGUCUCCAGGGCCAAAUCCAGGAACCCCGAAGUGUCGAACAGUUGCUUACCGUUUUGAGCCUCAAAGACACGGUGUCAAAUUUAAUAUCCAUGGGGAUUAUUCAGCACAUCAUGCAUGUUUUGACAUAAACGUGUUCUCUGCGAUGCUCUACUAAGAGUAUCUGUCAAGAUCAGGGAACGGAUGAUGAGGCUUGCUGGCCACUGUUUCCAUCCAGAGCUAGCUGUGUGCCCCCUAGUUCUUUUGGAACCCAUCGAAUGAAACAGGAGCAAGGGCAGGAGGAGACUAACAUUCAUUGAUCAGCUGCAGAAGUACGCAGCACAACAAGAAACCAACGAGUUGAGGAAGCUGAAGCUGGACCGGGAUGGGUGGAGGGCGACCAUCAGAGGUUUCCAAGAUGGUGUCGGCCGGCUGAAGACAACCUCUCACUCAACUCAGAAUGGCCUGGACUCCAGCUACGACCGGCUGUUCUCGCCUCGGUAGAGAACCACUGUCAUAUUAUUCCUCACAAACUCAAUGAUGAGAAGUUUGCCCAACUCCUUUGGAAAGUUGUAUACAUCGACAGCACCGGCGAUUGUUUUUAAACUUCUAAAACGCAAUGGAUACAACGAAGACUGUUUGUAGGAUUUGAAACUUUGCAUGGUGGAAGUGGAACUCCGAGCGAUUUGCAGUAACACCAUGUGGACAUCUCCUUUUAGGUAGUGCUGGUGAAACCUAUGGUUCUUUUCAGAACCAACACUACUCAAAAAGAAAUAUUCACAUAGUGUUACCGGAAAUCUCUCUUAGAAGACUAUUUGGGUAGGGUGGUAUAAACACUGGAAUGCCAGACUAGGAGUUCGCUCACUUUCUAUAGUAGCUUUACAUUUCAUCAACUACUUCCAGGUCAAUUUGUGCUCGUACGACCAAACGAACUAUCUGUCAAAAGUCACACAAUUUUGCAAUUCGGGUUUUACACUAAUUAUUAACUAACUCAUUACUUUUCAAUUGUCUGCAAGUUUCAGUACCCAUCACGUAAUAGUUUUGUAAUUGCACUAAUUAUUAGUAUGAACGGCAUAUCACCAGAUUUGCCAUGAGUUUCAACGAGGUGAAGGGUGACAUAUCACGAUCCGCUACUUCACGAAGUGAUACACAAAGCGCUAUAGCAGUUCAGGUGCGCGUGGUUAAUAUUUGCGUUGGUUUGUACACAGCGCUUUACGGGUAAAACUCGUUUUUUUUUUCAUUUUCGCGAAAUAACGAAUGGGUUUAAGAAAUUAGUUGGGAAUAAUGAUUGCAGUGAGCACAACCCGAAACAGCAGUUUAAAAAAUGUACCAGUUCCGUUUCGAUUAUUGCCAAACAGGAAUAUUUUUGACUCAUGUGGGCAAGUUUAAAAGCCACUUCGUUGUACGAGCGACGAAUUAUUGUAAAUUUCCAUUCCUCGAACAUUUUUUUUCAAUUUCGUAUUUCACAUUUUUAUUAAGUAAGUAAUACAUUUGAAAUGUAUGUAAUGCAAGUGAAGUCUUGCCGUUAACGUAAAUUCUAACGUAAGAGAAGGUCUGACAUAUAUCCUUCGGUUACAUACGCUCGGCCUUUUCGAAACGAUGAUUUCUGCUUUUGCUGCGUGACACAGGCUAUAUCCGUUUGCGUGAAGUGCCGUACGGAAAGCACACGUGAAAAAACCAGGAUACUGAGGGAGUUUUAGCCGUAGCUUAAGUCAAAUCCGUAGUUUCGAAAAGGGCCUGACAGUAUGCGAACCUAUCAAGUCAAGCCCUCCCCCCCCAAAAAAAAAAAAAAAAAAAAAAAAAAAAA
This is a messenger RNA of Asterias rubens (European starfish), 4440 nucleotides long. RefSeq lists its product as uncharacterized. The record is from RefSeq and is a predicted model, not a curated record. The coding region runs from base 1247 to 1768 and encodes 173 amino acids. The transcript has 2 exons. Lineage: Eukaryota; Metazoa; Echinodermata; Asteroidea; Forcipulatida; Asteriidae.